GGGUGGUGCUCAGGGGCCUCACCUGGCCCACUGCCUCCCCGAGGACAUAUUCCUCCAGAACUUGGACAAGGGUGACCCCUCCCAUGUGGCCCUUGCACCACAGAGGACCAAGGGCAGUUCCUCCACCUUGCCCCUCCCCGCAGAUUUGCCAACAGGAUCUUCGGCCCCAUCUGGAACCGGGACAACAUCGCCUGCGUGAUCCUCACCUUCAAGGAGCCCUUUGGCACUGAGGGUCGUGGGGGCUAUUUCGAUGAAUUUGGGAUCAUCCGGGACGUGAUGCAGAACCACCUCCUGCAGAUGCUGUGUCUGGUGGCCAUGGAGAAGCCCGCUUCCACCAACUCGGAUGACGUCCGUGAUGAGAAGGUCAAGGUGUUGAAAUGUAUCUCAGAGGUGCAGGCCAACAAUGUGGUCCUGGGCCAGUACGUGGGGAACCCUGAUGGAGAGGGCGAAGCCACCAAAGGGUACCUGGACGACCCCACGGUGCCCCACGGGUCCACUACCGCCACUUUUGCAGCUGUCGUCCUCUAUGUGGAGAAUGAAAGGUGGGAUGGAGUGCCCUUCAUCCUGCGCUGUGGCAAGGCCCUGAACGAGCGCAAGGCUGAGGUGAGGCUGCAGUUCCAUGAUGUGGCCGGCGACAUCUUCCACCAGCAGUGCAAACGCAACGAGCUGGUGAUCCGCGUGCAGCCCAACGAGGCCGUGUACACCAAGAUGAUGACCAAGAAGCCGGGCAUGUUUUUCAACCCCGAGGAGUCGGAGCUGGACCUGACCUAUGGCAACAGAUACAAGAACGUGAAGCUCCCUGACGCCUACGAGCGCCUCAUCCUGGACGUCUUCUGCGGGAGCCAGAUGCACUUUGUGCGCAGCGACGAGCUCCGGGAGGCCUGGCGUAUUUUCACCCCACUGCUACACCAGAUCGAGCUGGAGAAGCCCAAGCCCAUCCCCUACCUUUAUGGCAGCCGAGGCCCCAUGGAGGCAGAUGAGCUGAUGAAGAGAGUGGGUUUCCAGUAUGAGGGCACCUACAAGUGGGUGAACCCACACAAGCUCUGAGCCCUGGGCACCCACCUCCACCCUCGCCGUGGCCACCCUCCUUCCCGCCGCCCAACCCUGAGUCGGGAGGACUCUGGGACCAUUGGCCUCAGCUGCACAUUCCUGGCCCUGGGCUCCGGCCACCCUGGCCCGCCCCUCGCUGCUGCCACUACCCGAGCCCAGCUACAUUCCUCAGCUGCCAAGCACUCGAGACCAUCCUGGCUCCUCCAGACCCUGCCUGAGCCCAGGAGCUGAACCACCUCCUCCGCUCACUCCAGCCCAACAGAAGGAAGGAGGAGGGUGCCCAUUCGUCUGUCCCAGAGCUGCUCGGUCACUGGGGCUCACUCCUGAGUGGGGCCUGGGGCAGGAGGGAGGGACGAGGGGGAGGAAAGGGGCGAGCGCCCACGUGAGAGAACCUGCCUGUGGCCUUGCCUGCCAGCCUCAGUGCCACUUGACAUUCCUCGUCACCAGCAACAUCUCGAGCCCCCUGGCUGUCCCCUGUCCCACCAACUCUGCACUCCGUGGCCACCCUGUGCCACCCAUAGGCAGCCUCCCUGUUACAAGAAAAGCAGAAGCAGCAGCUGGGACUCCUCCCAACCUCAAUCCCCUGCCAUUAAAUCCGCAAACAGCC
Piliocolobus tephrosceles (Ugandan red Colobus) is the source of this 1657-nucleotide messenger RNA. RefSeq names its product glucose-6-phosphate 1-dehydrogenase. Gene Ontology annotation, cellular component: cytosol. The coding region runs from base 277 to 1047 and encodes 256 amino acids. The record is from RefSeq and is a predicted model, not a curated record. NCBI's taxonomy places the organism in Eukaryota, Metazoa, Chordata, Mammalia, Primates, Cercopithecidae. The transcript is spliced from 7 exons. Gene Ontology annotation, molecular function: glucose-6-phosphate dehydrogenase activity; NADP binding. Gene Ontology annotation, biological process: pentose-phosphate shunt, oxidative branch; glucose metabolic process.